UUAAUAGAAUUAUGAAGAAGUUGUCAGUGUCGUUUGUCAGUUGUGUCAAAUAAAAAUACAACAAACACCAAGAAGCCCGUAAAUAAUCAAAAAUAAGUCUAUUUAUAGUUAAUAAAUUGGUAGAAAAUAAAAUUUAACGAUGUCGGUUCCAAAUUUAACCAACAAUCUGCUACAACAGCAAAACAUCGUGUUAAACCAGGUUCCAAUAACACAUACAAUAAUGACCAAUGUUAAUAAUAGUGUACCUGUGGUUAAUGCUAUUCCACACACAAAUUCUAAUGAUCAGAAUGAUGAUAUCAAAACAGGAAUUCCUAUGGUAGAUACUAUACAAGGAAAUAACGUCGGUGUUCAAAACAUUCAGGUACAGAAUAUACCAAUUCAAAAUGCAACUACACAACAGCAAAAAGCUAUACAACAAAAUAUGUCUACAAAUGAACCAAUGCAAGUACUUACAAAACAACGUCUUCAAGAUUUAGUUAGAGAAACAGACCAAACUCUUAAUCUAGAAGAAGAGGUUGAAGAAAUAAUAUUAAGUUAUGUAGAUGAAUUCGUGGAUAGAUGUCUAAAUGGGGCUGCUCUAAUUGCAAAAAAUCGUCAUGUUAACACAAUUGAAGUGAAAGAUGUGCAGCAAUUUCUUAAUAGAAAUUACAGUAUGUGGACUCCUGGUUUUGGCACUGAUGAAUUGAGACCUUACAAGAGAAGUUUGACGACCGAAGCGCACAAACAGAGAAUUGCGCUUAUAAGAAAAACUUUAAAAAAGUAUUAGUCUUAUUGGAGUUAUUUAUUUUCUAAUUUUGCGUUUUUAAUAAACUUUUCAAUAAAAAAAU
Messenger RNA from Psylliodes chrysocephalus, 827 nucleotides. The record is from the annotation of a GenBank genome assembly. NCBI's taxonomy places the organism in Eukaryota, Metazoa, Arthropoda, Insecta, Coleoptera, Chrysomelidae.